UCUCGCGAAUUCAUUCAUCAGAAUAGUUUAUAUAGUUAGUUGCUUACAAACAUAAGAGCUUCUGUCAAAUUUCAAGUUCUAGUGAGAAACAUAUAAAAUAUAAUGAAACGUAUCAUUCUUGAUCAGAAGCAUCCUUAACCCCUUGAAUAUCAGAAGAUUGCAUCAAAUAUAUCAAGAGGGUAACCACUACAUUCAUAUUCAAUUUGGCAUCGAACAUAGAUUGAAAAGAGGUUGUCUGGUACUGUUAAAAAAGUUAACCAUGUCAUAUAUUAGCCAUGCAUAACAAUGUUGACCCAAGAAACAGUUAUAAAAUUUUGAAAUAAUAUUUCAUGAAAGCAAUUAGGUUUAUAUAUAUAUAUAUAAUUUUCAUUAUCUAAUAGAUACAUAUGUAUUGGAUAAUAAUCUGACUUUAAGUUCAAAAAAAAAAAAAAAUCUGACUUUUGUUUUUAAAACCUAAAGGAAUCUUUUGUUUAUUCAGAAGCGAUCACUAUUUUCCCAAAUUAAACAAUAUAGUAAACAUAAAAGGAAACAGUAACAAACUAGCGAUUUUUUUCUUGGAGAAAAAUAAUAACACAUGACUUUUAUUUUCAAAGUAUUUGUUAAGAAGAGAUCAUUAUUUACACUAAAAGUAAAAAAUAAAAAGGAUGAAAGGAAACUGUAACAAAUAAACAAGAUGUGAUAACGAUUAUCUUAUAAGAUGGGAAAGAUCUCCGUGUUAUAUCUUUGACUGUAAAAAAUGUUUUACGAUAAACGAAUAAUUAGUCCUACUCCUAUUAGAAAUGAGUUUCAAAACCAAUUUCAUAUUGGUUUAUGAUAAUGUAAGAUGACUAUAAAUACAGACGUUGAUCGAUCACAAACCUCAGAGAACAAUUCCCAGAGAACUCCUAAAUCCAAACGCAAUAUAAGACGUAAGAGAAGAUGUAUGAAUACAACGACGAAGAUGGAGGGAUUCAAUUUCAACCCUACGACGAUGAACUCAUCAAUCAAUAUUUAAUCCCCAAGUUGAAAGGUAAACCAUGUAGAGAGAUCACUAUGAAGGAUGUUUACUCAAAGGAGCCAUGGUUGCUGGACCAUCCCAUGGGUUCGUUUUUCAAGAAGAACGAGUGGUACUACUUUGUGACAAGGACUCAACUCUCUAAGAAGAAAAUUGGUUGUGGUAAGAAAGUGAAACGGAAGAUCACCCGAGACGACGAUAGUGGGUCUUGGAGGGCUAAUGCGAAAGAAGAUAUCACGGACAAGGAAACAAAGAAGACCAUUGGGGUAAAGCAAAGCCUAAAUUUUGUUAGAAGCAACGUAAAUAACAAGAAGCAGAAGAGGGAAGACGGUACUUCUUGUGAUGUAUCACGAGACAAUGAGAGCUGGAUUAUGACAGAAUAUAUGCUUCCGGAAGAAAAAGAUAAGUUUCAUGAACUGGUCAUAUGCAAGAUUCAUGUGAUCAAGAAUUCCAAGAAGGAGAAUGAUGAUCAUCAUGAAGCUUGUACUUCUAGUAAUCAUCAUCAUUAUGUGUCUGUUCUAGCUUCUUCUUUCUCUGAUCAGCAGCUGCAACAUCCGAUCAAUGAAGCUCAUCGUCAUGAAGCUUCUACUUAUCAUCAUCAUCCUAUUGAGUUUUAUACCUUGGAGCAGCAACCGAUCAAUAUUGUUUAUCAAUAAACUUUUCUAGCUCCUAUCUUGGAGCAGCAGCCAAUUAA
Messenger RNA from Brassica napus (rape), 1688 nucleotides. RefSeq names its product NAC domain-containing protein 35-like. The record is from RefSeq and is a predicted model, not a curated record. Bases 919 to 1650 code for a protein of 243 amino acids. NCBI's taxonomy places the organism in Eukaryota, Viridiplantae, Streptophyta, Magnoliopsida, Brassicales, Brassicaceae. Gene Ontology annotation, biological process: regulation of DNA-templated transcription. Gene Ontology annotation, molecular function: DNA binding. The transcript has a single exon.